CACAGAACGUUCUCGCCUUGUCCGCCUUUGCUGGGGCACCCGCGGGUGGUGGGACAGACAACAUCGCGGCAUGAGAUGAAGCUGUGACAGAUGGGGAAGCUGAGACCCAGAGGGGUAACUUUUUCAAGAUUCCAUAAAAGAGCCAGGAUUUGAAUACAGUUCUUCUAAUUGUUUGAAAACACAAUGGCAGGAAACAGCCUUGUCCUACCCAUUGUUCUUUGGGGUCGCAAAGCACCAACACAUUGCAUCUCAGCAGUACUUUUAACAGACGACGGGACCACGAUUGUAACUGGAUGCCAUGAUGGACAGAUAUGUCUCUGGGAUCUCUCAGUAGAAUUGGAAGUUAAUCCUCGAGCACUGUUGUUUGGUCACACGGCCUCAAUCACCUGUUUGUCUAAAGCUUGUGCUUCUACUGACAAACAGUAUAUUGUGAGUGCGUCUGAAAGUGGAGAGAUGUGUCUUUGGGAUGUGAAUGAUGGCAGAUGUAUUGAAUUUACAAAAUUAGCCUGCACACAUACAGGCAUACAGUUCUACCAGUUUUCUGUUGGAAAUCAGAAAGAAGGCAGGCUUCUGUGCCAUGGCCACUACCCUGAAAUCCUCGUUGUGGAUGCCACCAGCCUUGAGGUGUUAUACUCCUUAGUAUCAAAGAUCUCUCCAGACUGGAUUAGCUCCAUGAGUAUCAUUCGAUCCCAUCGAACACAAGAGGAUACUGUGGUAGCCCUUUCAGUGACGGGCAUCUUGAAGGUGUGGAUUGUCACCUCUGAAAUAAGUGGCAUGCAGGAUACUGAGCCAAUAUUUGAGGAGGAAUCCAAACCAAUUUAUUGUCAGAAUUGCCAAAGCAUUUCUUUUUGUGCAUUCACACAAAGAUCGCUUUUGGUUGUGUGCUCCAAAUAUUGGAGGGUAUUUGAUGCUGGAGAUUAUUCCUUGCUGUGUUCAGGUCCUAGUGAAAACGGACAGACGUGGACUGGAGGUGACUUUGUAUCAGCAGAUAAAGUAAUCAUCUGGACUGAAAAUGGACAAAGUUAUAUUUACAGACUACCUGCCAGUUGCCUUCCAGCUAGUGAUUCAUUCCGCAGUGAUGUAGGGAAAGCAGUUGAAAAUUUAAUUCCUCCCGUACAGCAUAGUCUCUUGGACCGAACAGAUAAAGAGUUACUAAUUUGUCCUCCUGUUACUCGGUUCUUCUAUGGAUGCAGGGAACACAUCCAUAAACUCUUAAUUCAAGGUGAUUCUUCAGGAAGACUGAAUAUUUGGAACAUAUCAGACACACCUGAUAAACAGGAAGAGCUGAAAAUGACAACCUCUAUUAGCUUGCAAGAAGCAUUUGAUAAACUGAAUCCUUGUCCUGCUGGAAUUAUAGAUCAGCUGAGCGUGAUUCCCAAUAGUAGUGAACCUCUUAAAGUCACCGCGAGCGUGUACAUCCCGGCUCACGGACGACUCGUCUGUGGCCGUGAGGACGGAAGCAUCAUUAUUGUGCCCGCCACCCAGACGGCCAUCGUGCAGCUGCUGCAAGGGGAACACAUGCUCCGCCGAGGUUGGCCACCUCACAGAACACUCCGUGGUCAUCGGAACAAAGUCACAUGUUUGCUAUAUCCUCAUCAGGUCUCAGCUCGUUAUGAUCAAAGAUACCUGAUAUCUGGAGGUGUGGACUUUUCAGUCAUAAUUUGGGACAUAUUUUCUGGAGAAAUGAAGCACAUCUUCUGUGUGCAUGGUGGCGAGAUUACUCAACUUCUAGUUCCACCUGAAAACUGUAGUGCAAGAGUGCAGCACUGUAUCUGCUCUGUAGCCAGUGACCACUCAGUAGGACUCCUAAGUCUGCGAGAGAAAAAAUGCAUUAUGCUGGCAUCUCGUCAUCUGUUCCCUGUUCAAGUAAUCAAGUGGAGGCCUUCUGAUGAUUACCUAGUAGUGGGAUGUUCAGAUGGCUCGGUGUACGUCUGGCAAAUGGACACUGGCGCGUUGGAUCGCUGCGUGAUGGGGAUAACCGCCGUAGAGAUACUGAAUGCCUGUGAUGAAGCAGUUCCCGCUGCGGCUGACUCACUUAGUCACCCAGCCAUCAACCUCAAGCAGGCUAUGACCCGGCGUAGUCUUGCUGCUCUUAAAAACAUGGCCCAUCAUAAGCUCCAGACUCUUGCAACUAACCUCUUGGCUUCCGAGGCAUCUGACAAAGGGAAUUUACCUAAAUAUUCCCAUAACUCCCUGAUGGUUCAAGCAAUAAAGACAAACCUAACAGAUCCGGACAUACAUGUGCUUUUCUUUGAUGUGGAAGCGUUGAUUAUUCAACUCUUGACUGAAGAAGCCUCUAGGCCGAAUACCGCGCUUAUUUCCCCAGAGAAUUUGCAAAAAGCAUCUGGCAGUUCAGACAAAGGGGGCUCUUUUCUAACUGGAAAACGAGCAGCAGUUCUCUUCCAACAAGUGAAAGAAACCAUCAAAGAGAACAUAAAGGAACAUCUCCUUGAUGAUGAAGAGGAGGAUGAGGAGAUAAUGAGGCAGAGGAGGGAAGAAAGCGAUCCAGAAUACCGGGCCAGCAAAUCUAAGCCAUUGACCCUAUUAGAAUAUAAUUUAACAAUGGACACUGCAAAAUUGUUCAUGUCCUGUCUUCACGCCUGGGGUUUAAAUGAAGUUCUGGAUGAAGUUUGUCUUGAUCGCCUUGGAAUGCUGAAACCCCAUUGCACAGUAUCUUUUGGUCUCCUGUCUCGAGGAGGUCAUAUGUCAUUGAUGCUUCCUGGUUAUAAUCAGCCUGCUCGUAAACUAUCACAUGGGAAAGCAGAAGUAGGAAGGAAGCUGCCAGCAGCCGAGGGCGCAGGAAAGGGAACUUACGGAGUGUCCCGAGCCGUCACCACCCAGCAUCUACUGUCUAUCAUAUCUUUGGCAAAUACGUUAAUGAGUAUGACCAACGCAACGUUUAUUGGUGAUCAUAUGAAGAAGGGUCCUACCAGGCCACCUCGACCAAGCACCCCAGACCUUUCUAAGGCAAGGGGUUCCCCUCCAACUUCCAGUAAUAUUGUGCAAGGACAGAUUAAACAAGGAUGGAGUCAGUUGGCUGCUAUGCAUUGUGUUAUGCUGCCAGACCUGCUGGGAUUGGACAAGUUUAGGCCUCCACUUCUAGAGAUGCUGGCUCGGAGAUGGCAAGAUCGAUGCUUGGAGGUCAGAGAAGCCGCGCAGGCCCUGCUUCUAGCUGAACUGAGAAGAAUUGAGCAAGCGGGACGGAAGGAAGCCAUUGAUGCCUGGGCCCCGUACUUACCUCAGUAUAUGGACCAUGUCAUAUCACCUGGAGUCUCAGCAGAAGCCAUGCAGACUAUCGGCACUGCUCCUGAUGCCCUGGGGCCAGAAGCCAAAGUCCAGGAAGAAGAGCACGACCUUGCAGAUGAUGACAUCACAACCGGUUGCCUAUCAAGUAUCCCACAAAUGAAAAAGAUUUCCACAUCUUAUGAGGAAAGACGGAAGCAAGCUACUGCUAUUGUUUUACUAGGAGUCAUAGGAGCUGAAUUUGGUGCUGAAAUUGAACCUCCCAAAUUGUUGACCAGACCGCGAAGCUCUAGCCAGAUUCCUGAGGGAUUUGGCUUGACUAGUGGUGGAUCCAACUACUCACUGGCCAGACACACUUGUAAGGCGCUGACAUUUCUACUGUUGCAGCCCCCGAGCCCCAAACUGCCCCCCCACAGCACGAUCCGAAGAACAGCCAUUGAUCUGAUUGGCCGUGGCUUCACAGUCUGGGAGCCUUACAUGGACGUGUCUGCAGUCCUCAUGGGGCUUCUCGAACUUUGUGCUGAUGCCGAGAAACAGCUCGCCAACAUCACAAUGGGGCUGCCUCUUAGCCCGGCUGCUGACUCCGCCCGCUCUGCGAGGCACGCCCUCUCGCUCAUUGCCACUGCCAGACCACCCGCCUUCAUCACAACUAUCGCCAAAGAGGUGCACAGACACACAGCUCUUGCAGCAAAUACCCAGUCACAGCAGAGCGUGCACACAACAGCUCUUGCACGAGCUAAAGGGGAAGUUCUGAGAGUCAUUGAGAUUCUUAUUGAAAAGAUGCCCACAGAUGUUGUGGAUCUUCUCGUAGAGGUUAUGGACAUCAUUAUGUACUGCCUUGAAGGAUCUUUAGUUAAAAAGAAAGGUCUUCAAGAAUGUUUCCCAGCCAUCUGCAGUUCUGUGCCCAAGUUCCUCUUCAGCGUCAAUGGCUGCAGUCACGUCGAAGAAUCUUCCAAGAGGGUGUCAUAUGAAGAUCGCCGGUGCAUUGAUUGUAGGGAUCAAUGCUGAUGUCCCCAGCACUUUGCUUACUGUCCCUUCUGUGAAGACUCAGGACAUUUCUUUUAAACUUGGAUAACAAGCACUUUUUGUUCGUUUUGUCCUAAGGACCCAGUAUGUGUAUUGUUUUUUGUGUCUGUUCUUUCUUCUACAUAACCAGGGUUAAUUUUGCUUUGGCCCUUAGGUAGCUCAAAGCCAGAUCUUUGCCUGAUUUUCAGUAAGUCAUGAAAGUGACUUACGUCACCCAUAUUAUAUCUUUCCUCGUCGUCACACCUCAGAUGGCUUUCUUUUCUGCCUUUUUACUGGAUUAUGGUGUUCCAUAUAAGCUUCCCUAAGUCCUUUGUGUAGUAUGUGACUAUAUAUGUAUGUAUGUGUAUAUGUGAAAUGGACACAUAUCUUAAAUUUUACUUCAAAAGCCAUGGAAACAAAAAUAAUUGUAUGCAUAAUACCAGUGAUGAUUAUCUUCUAAACAUUUUGUAAAAAGUCUUUCUAUUAACUGCAAUAUCCUAGAUCUUCAUGGAGUAGUUUAUGUAUCUGUAGAUACUCUCCUAUAUUAUUUAGUGAAAGAUCCAAAAAUCGCAUUAUUUUAACUGCUGUAUAAACUUUAUAGUCAUAGAUUUAAAUAUUUCCUAAUAAUUCACAUUUUGGUUCCAGGGAUGUUAUUAAUAAUAUAGAAGCAUCCAUUAAUAAUAGAAGAAAAUUACUUAAAUUUCACUGCCCUUGAGAGACUGUAGCACACACAUCCUUCAAAGAACCAUUACACAAAAUAGUUCGGUUGCCAGAUUUUUCAUCACUAUAACAAAUAAGGCUAUAUUAUUAUAUAGGAAAUACACUGCAUUCUUUUUAGAACACAGAUACAUUAUCAGUAAGAUUCUUGAAACAGUGAAUUACUUUUAUAUUUAUGAAUGAGCCGAAUCAGAGGUACAGUCAGGUAACUUAUUUAAGAAAUGAAUUCCUCCAGAUUCUCGCCUGUCUCACUCGCCUUUGCUUCGCCAUCAUCAGGCUCCUACAUGAGGCCUCAUCCGGCCCUCUGGAUAAUUGUUGUUAGAGGCAGAAGUCCAGAGGGUUCUGAGUAAUUUACGUUUAAUUGCCUGGACUAGAAAAAAUACAGCAUCCUUAGUUAAAAAUGCCCUAGACGCUAAGAAAGUAGAACCGACUUUUUUCAAGGAGUGGAGGAUAUGCAUCACUGAAGUUUCUUCAGAAUUUCCUUUUUAAAAUGUAGUUACCAACUGCUGUGUUGCUGAACUUGAAUAUCCUUGUGAAGUCCCUCAUACAACAGACCAUCAGCAACACUGAGCAUGCCAUGUUUGAUUCAGUUUGAUUAAUCAACCUCUGUUGGUCACCGUAUAAACACCGACUCAUUCUCCAUGGCUAUAUUUGAUACAGUAGCCUAAAAAAUCAAAGUGCAGAAAUGCACAGGUGUUCCUGAACUAAGAGAAAAACAGUAUACCACACAUACGUGUGACAUGUACCUGUUCUAAAGUGAAUACAGGUGUGUUAUUCAUUUUGUAAAAAUACUCUUUUGCUAGUCUCAGAAUAAAAAAAAAUUAAGCUCUUGGAAGCUACUGCCUAUCAAAGCUCCAUUAGAAAAGAAAAGAAAAGAAAAUACCUCCGGAAAUAUAAUGUAAUUAUAAUGUGAUGUUUAAAUUUAAGACUGUUUUGUUACGUUCUUGUGUACCAGUAGUGACAAAAUGCAUAGCACACAAAGGAUUAGGGAUUUAAUAAUGAAAUUGUGAGUUGAUGAGAAAAUAUGAUUAUAUUUGGAGAUAUAAAAAGUUCCAGGAUUUUUUCAUAGCAAAAAUUACAUACAUAUGCCUCUAAAUGCAAUUUUUAGUCACUUACAACUCCUCAGUUAGGCACAUUAUAAGUAGCUUGGAGGGGCUUUUGUAUCUACUUCCUUUAGAGUGCCCUUAGCAAAAAGUAACCAAAAGCCGUAGGCCCCAGAAUUCCCGGAUAGAUCCUUAUUUCAUGCAUUUUUAUUUUAAGUUGAAGCAAUCGAUUUGAAAUAUAACUAAGAGUGAUUCAACUUUUAUGCUUUUGAAAGACUUGUCAAAUAAAUUCACAGAUUCAAAGGAAAUCUUUUGUUGGGCUCUGUCCCAAUUUUUGGUUCAGAAAGUAUGAACUCUUGACAUAGGCACUCGAUAGCGGAGUGUGGAUAAUGAUACCAGCUCUGCCACUUAAUAUGUUGAGUCCUUAAUUUCCACAAAAUAAACGACACCCGUCAUUUCACCUAAGCAGUGGCCUGGCUGCAUUAUUUUCAUAGAAUGACAAGUUGUAGAAUGGUGAACCUGAAAAGGAACUUAUGUCACACAUUAUGUACUCCUGUCCUUCAUUUUACAAACGGACAAAUGUAUGACUUUUUAUGCUGACAGUGAGACGAAAAUAAAGCCCAGCUCUGCUCAACAGAUCCCACACCUGCUCUGUGUCCUGCAGAGGAGAGAGUCCACGGGCGUGCACACAUCAGGCGACACACAGAGUUGGGCCAUCUUAUCAGAGGGCGACAUGGCUCCUGUUGUGUUCCAGGCGCUGGUCUCUUCCUGCCUCACUCUCAUUCCAUCCUCUUUCCCCAUCUUGGACUGUGCUGUCUGGAGAACCCUGCUGUCACUGUGUCUUCUCUUCCCUCUGGCAUCUUGUCGUCAGCCUGGACGCAGGCUCUGUUAUCUCCCAUUGAACAAUCCUCCCUUCCUUCCACGUAUCACCUGUCUGCUGCCUGGUCUCUCUUCUCUCCUCUGCCAGGAAAAGGAGUCUGUACUCUAUUUGGUCACCUCUCGCGCCCUCUUGGCCCACUCUGAUCUGAUAUUUGCCCCCACUAUUUUGCUUACCUCUCUCUCUAUCCCUCUGGUUAAACUUUUUUGAUUGUCCAAUGUUUUUUAAUCUUCAGGAACUCUCAAACUUUUUGGUCUCAGAACUCCUUAAAAAGUAAAGACCCAAAAGAGUUAUUUGAAAUACUGAAUGCAGUUCGUGUUGAUAUAACAACAUAUUUUUAUGAAAAAUAACUACUUUGCAAAACAAACCAAAACAAAAACCCUGAAAAAGUAGCAUUGCUUAACAUUUUUAUAGAUUUCUUUCAUGUCUGGCUUAAUAGGAGACAGGUGGAUUUUCACAUCUCUGCCCGUCUUUAAUCUGUUGCCAUAUGUUGUUUUAAAUGAAGUACGUGGUGAAAAAUCUGGCCUCACAGAGACAUAGAGUUGAAAACAGGAGGAACAUUUCAAUAGCAUUUUAAGAUGAUUUUGCAUCUUCUUUAGCAGGUCACUAAAACUCAACAUGUAGUCAUUUUUAAAGGUUAGCUGCAAUGUAGACUCUGUAAUCAUAACAAACUUUUCAUAUUGUGAUAUUUAAUCCGUUGGUAUAUCUUUGAGAGGGUCUUUCCCCUCUGGGUGACUUUAUAACAUUACGCAUCUGCCUUUGGAAAACAUUGGUAGCUGAAUUUGGGGGAUUGUCCAUAUAUUGUUACAUUGCAGCCCACAUUAUCAAAACACUUGGCUAAUAUUACCGUCGAUCUCAUCAAAAAGUCAGUGAGAAUUGGGAAGUUAGAACUCUAAUUUUUACCUGAGAGCAUCAGUUUUAUCAUUGACAGCAAAUUCUGUCGGUGGUUUUUCUGGACAGGAAUAAAGUAGUUCAUUUUCGAGAAAAUGUCUGCCGAAUGCUCAAGUCCAAAUAUGCACAGCGUGUCUCUGGGUCGUACGUUCAAGCACGAAUGGUGUCGUGUGAAGAACAGCUGGUUUGUAGCUUUUGCACCUCAGCCCUGCCAGCGUUCUUUCCUGACAUGACCGUCAGGCUUCAGCGUAUGCCAGAAGUGCUUUCUGCACGCUCGCCAUUGGAUCACACUGCAUAUUCAGUUCAACACUGAACUCGUUUAGUUCUCCUUACUGCCAGCGCGUGGCUGCGGGAACAUAACAACGGCCGGUAGAGUUUGGUGCCGCGGCCUUGACUCAGGCCGCCGUGCCAGCAGCUUUACUUUUCACUGCUUUUACAUCAUCAGAGCAGCAUCAACGCAAUGAACAGGUCAAGUGACAUCUCAGUAUCUUCCAGAAGUAGUUUUGCUCUCGCAAACUUCCUGCCAGGAGCACGAGGCCCCCAUCCGCAGAUCCCCCUUUGAGAACCGCUGAUUUAGCAAACUAGCCUUUUGUUGGACUGAAGCGUGAAACUUACUUCUUCUUAAUUAAAACUCUCAUACGUACUUUGAGCACCCCUUAUAUCCCAGAGAUAGAAAGGUUACAUCAUAACCUUUCCUGGGACCCAGCGCCUGGGGAGGAGGUGGGCUAGACUUGAGAAAGACCAGGGAUUAGCUUCUCUGAGGCUCCAUACAAAUCCUAAAAUCGAUUCUACGUGCUUGCUUGCUUGCUUGCUUACUUACUUACUUAAUUUAUUUAUUUAUUAGGAUU
Molecule: messenger RNA, 8624 nt
Organism: Panthera uncia (snow leopard)
Lineage: Eukaryota; Metazoa; Chordata; Mammalia; Carnivora; Felidae
Gene: WDR7
Product: WD repeat domain 7
Exons: 26
Coding region: 184-4251 (1355 amino acids)
Cellular component (GO): cytoplasm
Molecular function (GO): protein binding
Source: RefSeq, a predicted model, not a curated record